Labrus mixtus (cuckoo wrasse) is the source of this 3707-nucleotide messenger RNA. RefSeq names its product phospholipase B1 (gene plb1). The transcript is spliced from 43 exons. The record is from RefSeq and is a predicted model, not a curated record. Gene Ontology annotation, biological process: phospholipid metabolic process. Gene Ontology annotation, molecular function: retinyl-palmitate esterase activity; phosphatidylcholine lysophospholipase A1 activity; A2-type glycerophospholipase activity. The coding region runs from base 228 to 3527 and encodes 1099 amino acids. NCBI's taxonomy places the organism in Eukaryota, Metazoa, Chordata, Actinopteri, Labriformes, Labridae. Gene Ontology annotation, cellular component: brush border membrane.
AGAGAGGAUGAGUGCGGGGAAAGUCACAGGGUUGAUCCCUUUUCAUCUCAUAUGAGAAGUGGCUUCCCUCCUUUUUUUUUUCUUUUUUUUUCCUUUUUGCCUUAUUCCUUUGCCACACCCCUCACAGGUACGGGGCACUUCUACACUCUUUCUUUCUCUGAGGGGAAAAAGAGGUGGGCAUUACACAAACCCCUCAGCGCGGAAGGUGUUCAGUAUCUCAACACAUCAUGAACAGCAGAUCUGCCCUCCUGAUUCUUGCAGCCAUUGUUGGAGCUUGUGCACAGAUUGCAGAUGCCUUAAUUGUACAAAACAAUGAAGCAUCAACAGACGAAUCGGAGGAGACAGAAAGCUACAGGCCAUAUCUCUGCUCACCAUUACCCGCCCCCUUAACCCCAUCUUCUUCAGUUCACGCUCUCAGACCUGCAGAUGUCUCGGCUGUUUACGUCCUGGGGUUGCCACCGUCACACAGGGAGGAAGCAUCCAGAGUGGUCAACAGAGUAGCUGAGUUGCUGUCCAUGUUUAACCCUGAGGGCACCACUCAACAUGUGGAUCAGGACUCACAGCAGCCCAGAAGCUUGUUGCAGGAAGCCGAGGACCUGUCACGUUCCCUUUCACUCCAGGAGACAGAAUGGAAGUUUGUGCUGCUUUAUGUCCCGGCAGAUUCCCUCUGUGCCUGUUCCCCACAUGUGGCUGCAGAUGUUAAAGCUGCUGUGCAGGAGGUGGAAGCAGCUCUGAAGUUGUUGCAGAAACAGGUGCAUCACACUUUAGUUCAUGUUGUGGUCUGGAGUUAUCAAGAAGAAAAGUGUGAAUGUAUGAGCGAUAAUAACAUAAACCGGCGACUACAGACGGCCACUCUCCUGAAAACCCUGCAGGAUUCUCUAAGUGAUGUCUUGGAAAAUCCAAAGUGGCACAAGGAAAAGUCAGACUUCACUGUUGUGCUGCAGUCUACGCCUGCUAUCCUUGACCACAUCUCAGACUCUGACCUUAACCAGUUAGCUCUUCAGCUUUGGACAAACAUGAUCCAGCCAUCGACAGACAGUCGUGCAGAGGUCAUGGACACGAGUGUUACAAGUAUUCCCUGUCCUACCCAGGAACGGCCUUUCCUGCGGACUCAAAAGAACUCCCCCACUGACAGAGAGCUGGAUUCCUCUCCGCUAACAGAAUCUUUUAUGGGAACUGAAAUCAACUGCACUGACCGCAGUCCAUCUCCCCUUACACCCACCUCAGUUCAUGAACUCAGACCUGGAGAUGUUAAAGUGGUGGCGGCAGUAGGAGACUCUUUGACUGCAGCCAAUGGCGCGGGUGCGAAGAAUGAUAACCUUCUGUUAGUGAUUAAUGAGUACAGAGGACUGUCAUGGAGCAUUGGUGGAGAUGGAAACAUUACAACAGUGACCACGCUGCCAAACAUCCUGAAGGAGUUCAACCCAAACCUGACAGGCUUCUCUGAGGGAGUUGGUAACCAGAACACUCCUACAGCCUUCCUCAAUCAGGCUGUGGCAGGAGCCAAGAGUGGCGACAUGGUACAACAGGUGCGCGUCCUGGUGGACAAAAUGAAAAAUGACUCGCGCAUUGAUUUCCAUAACGACUGGAAAGUGAUCACUGUGUUUAUUGGAGGCAACGACAUCUGUGACUUCUGCACAGACAGCGUUUUCUUCUCACCCAGGAACUUCGUCGCUCGCAUUCGCCAAGCUCUGGACAUCCUCCACAGUGAAGUGCCUCGUGCCAUUGUUAACCUGGUGGAGUUGUUGGAAAUGAUACCGCUACGUGACCUGCACAAUGAUCCAUCUCUGGGCUGUCCGACCUGGUUUGUGGGUUUAGUUUGCCCCUGCAUACUGAAGCCUAAAAAGGGGUCAUCAGAACUGGAGAAGGUCAACGACUUCAAUGGAGCCUAUCAGUUCGGUAUGAGAGAGCUGAUCGACUCCGGGCGCUACGACACCCACAACAACUUCACCGUGGUGCUGCAGCCCUUCUUCAGAGAGGUUUUCCUUCCCUUUUUAGAGGACGGCCGGCCUGAUCGCUCGUACUUUUCGCCCGACUGUUUCCAUCUGAGUCAGAAAGCUCACACCCUGAUGGCUCGUGCUCUUUGGAACAACAUGUUAGAGCCGGUGGGCAACAAGACUUUUACACAAGACUUCACCGUUGGCAUCGACUUGAAGUGUCCGUCUCAGAGCAACCCAUUUAUAAGGACUGCCAUCAACAGUAACUACACCUUCCCAGGCCCUCCCCCUACCCCUCCUCCUGUCACAAAUUGGGGAACCGACUUUUCCUGUCAACACACAGCACCGUCCAACACUGUACCCACUUCAGCUCACAGGAUACGACCAGCUGACAUCAAAGUGGUGGCUGCUCUGGGAGACUCCAUUACGGCCGGCUUCGGUGCUAAAGCAAAGAAUCUUCUGCAGCUGAGGACUGAGUACAGAGGGGUGUCGUGGAGCAUUGGAGGAGACAAACAACUUGAGACUGUCACAACGUUACCGAAUAUUCUGAAGAAGUUCAAUCCUAAUAUCAAAGGAGUGUCGAAGGGGCAGGGGAAAAGACAGACUGGCUUUAAUGUGGCUGUAUCAGGAGCUAAAAUAGCAGGAAUCCCAGGGCAGGUCCGACACCUGAUUGAUCUCAUGAAAAAAGACUCUACGAUGGAUUUUCAGAAUGACUGGAAGUUGGUGACCCUCUUUAUCGGAGGCAAUGACCUGUGUCAGUACUGCAAUGACCGUGCCACUUUGUCACCUCAGAACUACAGCCACCACAUGAUGACAAGCUUAGACAUGCUUUAUGAAGAGGUUCCCAGGACGAUUGUCAACGUCUUGGAUAUCCUUGAAAUUGAAGGUCUUCGCAGGAUCAAGAGGGACAGUCUGGGAUGCAAUGUGUUGCAACAGUUCAUCUGCCCGUGCUUCUUGUUGCCUGGAGAGGAUUCCCUCGAGCUGGCAGAAGUAAAACGGAUCAAUCGGGAACUACAGAUUGACACAGAAAAGUUGGUGUACGGAGGUCGCUAUGAUGGCAGGGAGGACUUUGCUGUGGUCGUUCAGCCGUUUUUUAAGAACACCGUUGUUCCUUUGAAUGCUGAUGCCAGACCUGACGACACAUACUUCUCUGAGGACUGUUUCCACUUCAGUGAACGGGGUCAUGCUGACAUGGCUACAGCUCUGUGGAAUAACAUGUUGGAGCCGGUGGGUAAAAAACAGACGUACAACAAUUUCAGAAACAGCAGAGACAGCCUCAAGUGCCCCACCGAGGAGCAUCCUUUCAUCUUCACAAGAGUGAACAGCUUACCCAGUGUGACCACCACCCCAGCACCCGAAUCCGACGGCACAGACAUACCUCACACCUCCCCAGCAUCCAAUACGCACGGCACAGCCCUGCCUUUCCCCCCUGAUUGCACCGACUAUGUGCCUGGAUGGCUCGCUGCUGUGCUGGCCAUAACGGGGCUUCUGAUUGGCUGGGGAGUCACCUGGUUCCUCCUCUCCUGCAGAGCCAAGAGAGGCAACAGAAAGAUGAAUUCUGCAGUAGAGAUGAAGGGAACAGUGUUUUAAAGUGCUGCUUACUGUAGCUUUGGACUGGAAUAUUUAAGGGAAGACAUCAACAUAUUUAAAGAAAGUGUUGAGCAUGAUGAAGCUGUUUUUAUGUAAUGAGACGUGAAGUUUCCUCAGUGCAAAGCAGGAAAAAAUACACCAAUCUCUACUUAACUAAAGCAAUAAAUAAGACGAGCUGUU